This is a messenger RNA of Poeciliopsis prolifica (blackstripe livebearer), 2018 nucleotides long. It is a transcript of the gene rasl12, whose product is annotated as RAS-like, family 12. NCBI's taxonomy places the organism in Eukaryota, Metazoa, Chordata, Actinopteri, Cyprinodontiformes, Poeciliidae. The coding region runs from base 65 to 802 and encodes 245 amino acids. Gene Ontology annotation, molecular function: GTPase activity; GTP binding. The record is from RefSeq and is a predicted model, not a curated record. The transcript has 5 exons.
CAGGACAAGAUCCCCAGCAGACAGAGGACAGUCAGAAUCAUCGUGCAGCAGUCUGGACCUGACAAUGACUGGGAUGUUUGGGAAGGUAAAGCCAUGUGCAGAGUGCAACCUGGUUCUGCUCGGAGCGAUGGGCUGUGGAAAAUCAGCUCUCACUGUCAAGUUUCUCACAAAGCGCUUCAUCAGUGAAUAUGAUCCUUAUCUUGAGGAUAUCUAUUCAUCAGAUGAGCUUGUGGACCAGCAGCCUGUUACAGUUCGAGUGAUGGACACCUGUGACCAGGAGGGUCCAGUGAAUUGUGAGCGCUAUCUUUCAUGGGCCAAUGCCUUCCUGGUGGUCUACAGCAUCAACGACAUGGAGAGCUUUAAAGGCUGCCAGCUGUAUCUGCAGACUCUCUCCAUCCAUAAGAACACCUUCAGGUCCCAGACUCCCAUCAUCUUGGUGGGCAACAAGCUGGACAUGGACAGAUACAGGCAUGUGAGUCAGGGUGAUGGUGAGGCUGUGGCGAUACGCUUCGACUGCUCCUUCUUCGAGGUGUCCGCCUGUUGGGACUUCCUGUCUGUGCAGCACAUCUUCCAUGAGGCAGUCCGGAGGGCUAAGCGAGGUGGCGAGCGCAGUAACUUGCUCAGUGCAGCCUAUGUCAGCGAGGACAAAGCUCUGCUGGGUGUCCACUCCUUCUCAACUCUAUGCUACAAAGAGCUGCCGGCACCUGCCACCGCCAAGCUGGUCACGGUGAAGACAUCCAGAGCUCAGAGCAAACGGAGGGCCGCCACACUCACCCUGCUCAAGGGCUUUAAGAUCUUCUGACACGUCUGCCAUCCAACUGUGACUUUAGAUGACUUUCAGACUGACGGGUCGAUGCAACACAACAGAUAACAGAGCAGGAAGAGGAGCUGGUAUAUUAACAGGGUAUAUUUUUCCUUUGUAAGGAAUUCAAAGAUUCUGGUUCAUAAAAACCUUAUUACAGGUUUGGAUCUGAACUUUGUGCAACUCCUGCUGGGUCACUUCUCCUAAACAUUCUGGCUGUAUGCUUCAGUUGUUUGAUUCUGAUUUACCCUGGGCUUUUUGUCUCACCCAUCAACCCAUCAGUCCCUUUGAGGGACCAGAAAUCCCUCAAAGGAAUCAGUCAUCACAUCCUGUAGAUGGCUGUGUAAGACGUAGAGUCAUCCUCGCUUCUGUCAGACUGCACCAUGGCACCAUUGCUACAAUGGAGCUCACCACCAUCAGUGUGUAGAUAUGUGUGUGUGUGUGUGUGUGUGUGUGUGUGUGUGUGUGUGUGUGUGUGUGUGUGUGUGUGUGUGUGUGUGUGUGUGUGUGUGUGUGUGUGUGUGUGUGAAUGGGUUUAUGACUCAAUGUAAUGUGAAGCGAUCUGGGAUGUUCUCCACUAGAUAAAGCUCUGUACAAGUACAGGACAUUUACCAUGUACAAAAUACAAAAAACAAAACACACCAUCCUUUAAUGCUAAGGUUUAUCACAGAAAAAUAAACUGUUGUGAUAAAAUAAAAUAACUUACAAAGUGUAAGUUACUUACAAGCAAGUGAACAGCUUCAGCUUCCUCUGAGGUUUAAGAGGAAAGCAGCCGACAGAUCACAUUAUUGAACCAUAAACUGGUUUAGCUACAACUAAAACAGCAGGAGCAUGCAGGCAAAGCAGCGCUAAGUGGGAAGGCAUCAGUACUGACCUCAGAGGAUAUUUCUGCUGCCUAAGACUCUUCUGAAAUGUGUUGCCCAGAGCACACAGGAGUGUACUUUUUAGCAACACUUUCACUUGCUACAUUGUUUCAAAAACCACUUGUUAUUAAUUGUAAUACAGCAAUAUUAUAUCUUAUAUUUUUCAGAACUCUCCAAAAAAGAGAUGUUAGGUACAAGGGGUUAAGGACGAAAGACAUUUGGCUUGUGAUGUCCCCUUUGAAGGAACUAAAAAGAGCUGGUGUGAGUGCAGCCAUAGUCUUAUCAACAAUAGAAGAAAGAAAAAACUGUAACUAUCAUUUGUUGUUUGCAUAUGGUUGCUGAGUUUAUUAUUA